Messenger RNA from Phyllotreta striolata, 4660 nucleotides. The record is from the annotation of a GenBank genome assembly. Lineage: Eukaryota; Metazoa; Arthropoda; Insecta; Coleoptera; Chrysomelidae.
CCGCUCCACAGUCGCAACCGAAUCGCCAGGGUAGUUCGAUUUCGAGUCAAAAAAGCUCCUCGCUCGCCGCCGUUUCGGGCGUUGUUCUUGCAGAAAUCGCGCCAGUGCACCCGUCUCGACGCCGCCAUUCCGCUUCGGUCUUGAUGUCGCCCCAGUGAACCCGGUGCCAAUUCCGACGACAGCGCCGAGCGGCGAUUAUUCUCUCUCCCGUCCGGCCGUUCCGCGAAAUCCGUCAAGCUGUGGGGCGCCGGCGCUUUUUUCCUUCCCCAUCAGGGGAUGUACUACCCGCACAUGGUCCAGACGGGCAUGACAGCGCCGUUCCCGGGGGCGGCGGCCGCCACCCCGGCAGGUUACCCGGCCCAGAACGGCGAAGUGAAGGCCGGCACGGAGGAGAAACCGGCCGUUCCCGGUCUCCUGCCGCCGCCGGCGGGCGCCCCGGCGCCCGGCGCCGGACCGCCUUUCAGUCCGCCGCCUCCGCAGCCGCCUUCCACCGCCGAACCGCCCGCCAGCAUAGCCUGCGGACAGGCCGCUCAGACGAAGACCACCUUCAAUUGCGAACAGGCCAAGCCGGAAACUGAAAAUGGACCUUCGGCGCCGCCUCCGACGUCGGAACCAUCGGACGGUACCAAUUCGUCGGCAACGCAGGCAGCUACGGAAUUAUCAAAAAACCAGCCCAAGAGGUUGCACGUUUCGAACAUUCCAUUCAGAUUUAGGGACCCGGAUCUUAGAGCAAUGUUCGGCCAAUUUGGCCCAAUUUUAGAUGUAGAAAUAAUUUUUAAUGAACGAGGUUCCAAGGGUUUCGGUUUUGUAACAUUCGCAAAUAGUGCUGAUGCGGAGCGCGCACGAGACCGACUACAUGGCACCGUGGUUGAGGGAAGAAAAAUAGAGGUUAAUAAUGCAACUGCUAGAGUACAAACGAAGAAACCUCCGGCUCUACCCGCAGUGCCGGUAAUCCAAUGGUCAGACGCGACUUUGAGGGCGGGAGUGGCGGCGAUCCAGCGCGGCCGAGCAAGGGCGGCUUACCCGGCAGCGGCGGCGGCGGCGGCGGCCGCCGCCUUCGCCCGGCAUCCCGCCCCACUGACGGCGGGCGCCCUGCACGGCUACACGCCCGUCAUAAACACCCUGCCGAUGGACGGAAGCGUCUAUUACGAUCCAUUCCUGACGGCCCAUCCAGCCGAUCCCAAUUACACCAGAUUGCAGGCAGCAGCAGCGGCAGCCGCGGCGACGCCGCUCCUGAAAACGCCGCUGUCGACCGCCCAGCAGGCCAGCUACGCCGCCGCCGCCACCUACACCGCGGUGGCGGCGAGAUACGGCGCGGCGGCGGCGGCCCAGCCGGUCGCCGGCUACGCGGCCGUCGCCGGCUACGGCAGGGACUACGCGGAUCCGUAUUUGGGCGCCGGCAUCGGCCCCAUGGCCGGAUACGGGGCCGCUGUGUAUCGUAGCGGUUACAACCGCUUCACGCCCUACUGAACAUAUCAGCAGCUCCGUAAGGCCUAAGCAACCUAAAUACUCAAAAAAAAAACAAAUAAGGAUAACAAAACUAUUCGUUAAUAAUUGUCUUGUGUUACGUAGCACAAUGCAGCACAAACAAACUAUGAUUUUAUGGAUUCAAACAAUACAAGAAGCCAAAGAGCUGAAUAAUAUAAUAAAUAAACAAAAAAAACAAGUAAAGAACUCACACUAACGUAUAAAGCCCAUGUGAUAGCCCGACAAAAGCUAACCCAGCUCUCUAACGUUUAAGCAUUAGUAAUUUUUUUUUCGUUUUUGUACGGAACUCGGCGUUUCCGUUCGCUUGUACUCGACUCGUAUAAUUGUAUUGUUAAGUGGACCACUCGGUGCUUAAUUGGACCACGAAAUUUUGAGCUUUACCUUUGAGAAAAUCCCCACCGAAACCGAGGAUCGUUUGUUAACGAUGAAUCUCGUCAUAAUCCCGGUGUCGUUUGAACAAAACUAAACGAAUACUCCUUGAUAUUAUUUAUUUCUCUGCGGUAGAUACAAAUUCGCAGUGGCUCAAUGACGAUUCUCGGUUUCAUUGGGGGUUUUCUGUUGUGGUGAUGGAGGGGAUUAUACGAGAUAAGGGUAGGCAACCCGUUCUGCAGCACUCUCGCCUCCAACGGGGUGUUCUAAUCCUCUCCGUCGACGCGCUGAAUUGUCUGGAAAAUUAGCGGAAACACCUUGUAUAAUUGUAUUCCCGUUAAAUUCGUCGGAAACGGAUCAUUUAUUAAGCGUAGAAUAGAUGAUGUUAAUUCUUUUUGUAGCGAUUAGCUGAAAUUGUAGCGAACGAUUUGUUAGAUAAUUAGUAAAACGUAUUGCUAUUUCGAAUCGUCUUGACUUAUUUAUUUUAUGUUAAAAGUUUUUAAGCACAUUUAUGACAAAAAUUUGAGUAAGCUGCAACUUGAAGUGAUAUAUGAAAAAGAGUUCAAUACUUUUGUAUGAUAAAUCCGUUCAAAAUUUUGUUCAAUAUCUUGUUUUGAAUACAGGGUGUCCACAAAACUAUUUGAAGAAUUCAUCUUGUUAAUACUGUAGAGAAUAAAGCAUAAUUUGCACGUAAGAAGAGUAGGUUGUGAUAAAAUAUUUUGGAGACACCCUGUAUUUACAAUGAUAUACCUGGAGGUCUUCCUAAGUUUUCGUUGUCUUCCAGUGCAUUCUUCAGGUGCUUGACACGAGGAAAUUCUCGAGUGUAAUUUUCGUUCGAAUUAACUAUUUUUUUAUUAAUUAUUUUAUUAUUUUUGUCGAAAAUAUUGGGCUCUUAUUAAUUCGUGUAUUUUGAAAUCCACAUCACUUGACAUACUGUUUAUGUACCAGCCUUUUUUAUAAUUUUAUUUGGAGCCUUUGUCGGUAAAUAGUUAGUAGUAAUCUUUUUCUUCGUCUAUAUACUAACGUUUUAUUCUAUUCUAUACGAUCGUGAAUACUCGAUUGAUCUAAAAACAAAAAACACGCGAGGAAUCCUCUUCCUCCGCAUUGUAAAAACCACAAGAAUACUCUUCACUAAUGAUAUUUCCCUUCGAAUUAGACGUAACUAAUUUAAAUAAUGUUAGAAAAGGUGCUAUCCAGAUCGAUUGAGCAACCAAUUCAUCUAUCGAUUCUGCGAAGCUGUACAGUUUACCAAAGGUUACAAGUAAAAAGUUUACAUCAAGUGUAAUUUAUAAGACACAUUAACGAAAUACUCUUUGCUUAUUUGUGCUAUAUUUGCCACAAAGCCAUAUUUAUUUUCACGGACACAGUCUCAAAUCGAUUACCAUAGAAUCGAUUGUUCGCAAAAUUAUUCGUUAUUUCAACGAAACAAUAGACAAAAAAUUAAACCUCUGUACGUAAAUAUGAUUUUCACUGCCUAAUCAUCACUGUAAAAUUCUCAUUUGGUCGACUAACAAUUAAUAGACAGAAUAAUUUGUCGACUUACAGUUAGUAGACAGAACAAUUGAGAAUAAACAGUUAAUUUACAGGACUUGAUUUUGUUACGAAAUUAACAGUGCCAAAUGAUUUGCGAAUAUAUUUAUUUCUAUAUUAAUCAAUUUGAUGUUGUUUUCAAGUUAUGGUCAGUAAUUAAGUUUGUUUUAUUUUUAGAAUUACGUUAGAAUCACAACAAAGACAUUGAUAUUAUGAAUGAAUUUAGUUUUAGUUGUUAAGUAUACAUUUACACUCUGACUGGUAGACGUAACGUUUAUUGUAAUAUAUUUUCUAUAUGUAGUUAUUAAAAUUCGUCGAGUACGAGUGGAAUGGAAGCGAAUUUUCGUUUUUUUCUUUUUUCAUUAGUGUUUAAUUGUAAUUGUAAUUUUGUUUUCGAUUUAUGAUCUAUUUUGAUACUCUUAAUUUUAGGUAGACGGUUAAAGUCUGCAUUACAUAUCGACUAUACAGUUAGCUCUCUAGAUAUGUACAGAUCUUUCGUUUUCAGCAAUUCGUUUAUAUAAUAUACAUAUUAUAUAUAUUUUUUGUGAAGUUGACGGAUGUAUUUUCGCAUAAUUUUCAUCGAUUUUUUUAGAUAUUCUCUUAUUUAUCAACUCGAAAUUUUUAUUGGAAUAUUAAAAUCAAGUGUUCUUUAUUUUAAAUCGAUUGUAUUUGUUCGUUAUUGUUACAAAUUCGCUGGAAAUGCAUCCCACCGAUUGAAGCCAAUAUUUCUCUAGUCGCUGUAUAUAUCCCAUACACGUACAAAUCAUCCCAUCUACUUGUUCUAUUGGUUGUGUUUAAAUCGUUUGUCACGUUUCUCGUAGAUGGGCAACUGAUGAGAAUCGGAGAAGAGGUCGAUUACAAUUGAUUUUUCCAAGCGAUCUUUGGCGCACGAGGAAGAUUUUCAUUGUAUUAUUGCCAUUCCCGUUAGUAUUAGUACGAAAUUCGUUUUUCAUUUACCUCUAUUUCAUUAAACACCUUGUACAUUUGAACUUUACCUGACGGUAACCUCUUCACUUCAAUAGAUUUUAUUUUGAAUAUUCCUCCACCGAUUUCUAUACCAUCUGGCCACGACUUCUCUUUGUAUUCGGAGACAUUUUAGAUCUUUUAUACAGUUAAGUGGAAAAAGUUUCAAAGCACAAAUAUAAUGUUACAUGUAUGCAGUUGUUAUUUUUACGUUCCACGGUUUAUUUGAAGUUAACAGAUUUCCUUUCAGGUGAUACGAGUGGUGAUUGUGUAUGUGGCAAUUAAAAUGAAAUAAAGAAAUUGAUAAGGC